Xyrauchen texanus (razorback sucker) is the source of this 2956-nucleotide messenger RNA. It is a transcript of the gene slc16a2, whose product is annotated as solute carrier family 16 member 2. Gene Ontology annotation, biological process: transmembrane transport. Gene Ontology annotation, molecular function: thyroid hormone transmembrane transporter activity; monocarboxylic acid transmembrane transporter activity. NCBI's taxonomy places the organism in Eukaryota, Metazoa, Chordata, Actinopteri, Cypriniformes, Catostomidae. The record is from RefSeq and is a predicted model, not a curated record.
ACGAGCUUUACGUGUCUAUAUGCAUCGAUUAGCCGCCAUCUGCUGUUCACAAGAGCCGAACACUCUGCCAUGACCCUGGAUAAAGCCCAAAAAGCUGCCCUCGGAAUUAUUGACACUUUAGAAGGGUCAUCUCCUCGAUGCUUCAGUUCUCUGCACAUUGAUUCUUUGAGCACUUGCCUCUCACCGUCUCACCGUCAUCUACACGGUGUCCAGAGCGCUUCCUUGUUUCAGGCCAAUUGCGGUACGGUCUGAAUCGCGAGAGGAGGGGUGGUCUCCGGUAUCCGGUUCUUUUAGUAAUCCUGCGCCGGUGGAAUUUUAAAUCCGUUCCUCCAGCGGGUUAGCGCGGCAAGCGUAUCGGGUUUAAUGGAUGUUGUUUAAUGUCGUGCUACAUAGUUUCAAGCGCGUUGUUUCGUUUGGAACGCUUAACUGUUACAGUGUAACAUUUGUGGAACGAUCACAUUGUGUUUAGAACUUUUAAUUGUUACAUUUUAACAGCGCAUGAUGAGCUUUAGAACUAUUCAUGAUUACAUUAAACAGUGCAGUACGAGGACUGGUAGUUCACAACGUUUAAUUGUUACAUUUGAACAGCGCAUGAUGAGCGUUCGUGCGUUUAGAACGUUUAAUUGUAACGUUUAACAGCGCGUAACGAACGUUGGCGUGAUUGGAACGUUCAGUGUGUAGAAUGAGUGUUACAUUUUAGCAGCUCAGAAUGCGUAUUGGUAUUUUAUAACGUUUAACUGGUAAAUCGAACGGCACACAAUCAUUAUUGACGGGUUGGAACGUUUAAUUGUAACAUUGUAACAGCGGAGAAGUGAACGGAGCAGCCCACCGGGGUCUGGCAUAAAUAUUAAACAAAUGAUAGAGGAGGAGUCGGUGCAUGUUUGGUUUUAGAUAAAGGGAUGUGAACGGAGCUUUGGACUCGGUGCGUUCUUUUUCCUGAGAGGACGUUUGCUGGACGUCCUGUUGCUUUAUCAUUACGAGUGAUCUCUCAUAACCGGAUUUGGGCAUUAUCGAUCGGAUUAUGAGUUGUCAUCCAUGCAAAGCUCUGUCCAAGCGUGUCAAGAGAUUGUGUGGGUUGGAUUUUGCUUUCACAUCUUUGUAAAACUCUAGAGGUGGUUUCAUUUUUUGCUGUUCUUUUGAUUCACCCAUUCGGACACAUAUGAUAAACGAGUUGUAUAUGAGCGAUAUUUGCGUCCGCUGCAUGUAGGAUGCACUCCGCAAGCAAUGUUGAGAACACUGCAGGAGGAGGUAGUCCGGAGGAAUCGACUCCUGAACUGCAGGCUGGACAGGAUAAACAGCCCUCUCCCUCCACAAUGGAGCCAAACCCAGAGACUGAACAAUACGAGGAACUGGUGCAUAAAAUCGCGCCAGAGGACAGCACGGUGCAGCUGAUACAAACCAGCGGCACAGACAAGCGUCCGGCGACUCCACCCGCCCCCACCGCGGGACACCCUGGACCCGGUUUCGUUCCGCCCGAGGGAGGGUUCGGCUGGGUCGUGGUGUUUGCCGCUACUUGGUGCAACGGCUCGAUUUUCGGGAUACAGAAUUCGUUCGGUAUUCUGCACAUGAUGUUGCUGGAUGACCACGGAGUUCAAACGGACCAGACGUCUCAGUUUAAAGUGGCAUGGGUCGGAGCGCUGGCAAUGGGGAUGAUAUUUUUCUGCUCUCCUGUGGUCAGUAUGUUCACUGAUCAUUUCGGCUGCAGGAAGACGGCUGUCUGCGGAGCAUUUGUGGCCUUCAUUGGUCUUCUCACCAGUUCCUUUGCAACCACGCUGGGUCUUAGAUACUUCACAUAUGGAAUACUGUUUGGCUGUGGGUCAUCGUUUGCGUUUCAGCCUUCUCUGGUGAUCCUUGGGCAUUAUUUCCGUCAAAAACUGGGAUUCGCCAAUGGCGUGGUGACGGCGGGCAGCAGCCUCUUCUCUAUGGGGCUUCCUGUGCUGCUCAAGAAAGUGGUGGAACCUCUGGGCCUCGCCAGAACCUUCCAGAUUCUCAGUAUCUUCAUGCUGGUCCAGUCGCUGCUCGCCCUCACCUUCCGCCCACUCAUGCCCAUCGGAAUGUGCCCGAUGCCAGGCAUGGGGAUGGAAGGAGGUCCGUCUGGCCUGGAUUCGGCGAGCAGGUGGCAGAGGGGCCUGGUGAAAGUGAGGAAGUACUUUAAUGUACGUGUGUUCAGCGUGUUGACCUAUCGGGUGUGGGCGUUCGGCGUCGCCACGGCGGUGCUGGGAUAUUUCGUGCCGUACGUACACCUGAUAAGUUUUGUGAAGGAGAAGUUUGGAAACACUGAGAGGGAAUGGGUGCUUCUUGUGUGUAUUGGAGCGUCAUCUGGGAUCGGUCGACUGCUGUUUGGGAAGCUCGGAGACAUCAUACCAGGAGUGAAGAAAAUCUACAUGCAGGUGGCCUCGUUCAUUCUUCUUGGCCUGAUGUCCAUGCUGAUACCUCAGUGUGCUGUGUUUGAAGGUCUUGUGGUGGUUUUUGUGUUUAUGGGUCUUUGUGAUGGCUGUUUCAUCACUAUCAUGGCGCCCAUCGCCUUUGAGUUGGUAGGGCCCAUGCAGGCGUCUCAAGCUAUUGGCUACCUCCUUGGCCUCAUGGCCAUACCGAUGACAGCUGGACCACCAAUCGCAGGCCUUCUUCAUGACUAUUUUGGCAACUACAACGUGGCGUUUUAUCUGGCUGGUGUCCCGCCGGUGGUGGGUGGUAUCGUGAUGUUUUUUGUACCUCUGCUGCAUCAGCGCAUGCAAAGACAGCGCAAAGAGGCGAACGACCCGAGCAGGGACAAGAUGUUGAAGAACUGCUCUAACGGAGACAUGCUGCCAGGAUACACCGACAUGGAGACACACAUAUGAAGCCCACCGCCAAACAAAGGGAUUAAUGUCACCAGCAUUGCUCGUGGUGUGUGUGAGAGAGAUGGUGUAUGAUGCAUUUCCUAUUUGCUUGGCUCGAAUCAAAUACGAGCCCCCCC